This is a messenger RNA of Drosophila novamexicana, 2521 nucleotides long. RefSeq names its product alpha-protein kinase 1 (gene fd3F). The transcript is spliced from 6 exons. Gene Ontology annotation, molecular function: DNA-binding transcription factor activity; cis-regulatory region sequence-specific DNA binding. The record is from RefSeq and is a predicted model, not a curated record. Bases 1 to 2088 code for a protein of 695 amino acids. Gene Ontology annotation, biological process: regulation of DNA-templated transcription. NCBI's taxonomy places the organism in Eukaryota, Metazoa, Arthropoda, Insecta, Diptera, Drosophilidae. Gene Ontology annotation, cellular component: nucleus.
AUGAUUGUCAAUAUGCCCGUCAAUGGGCCGAACAGCAGCGCGGCGCACUCGCAUCCCAGUGCCAGCAACAACAACAACAACAACAACAACAACAACUGCAACAACAACAACAACAACUGCAACUCGCUGCAAUCGCCGUGCGAAUUCAACUUCCUGAAACGCAAAUAUGAAACGCAGCUGGAGCAGCAGCCGCUGGAGCCGUACGAGCAGCUCGCGUCGAAUCCGUGGAAGAAGCGGCAUCUCGACUAUGACGCCGGCGGCGACAUGUGCUUCCAGCUGCAGCUGGACACGAGCAGCGCAGCCACAUCGAGCGGCGCCGCCUCGUUCAUCAACGAUCUGUUCGCCUACGACAGCAGCCUCCUGGUGCCCGCCGCCUCCUACUGUGCGCCGCCCAGUGCGCCGCUGGAGGCCGAUGCCGGCGGCUGGCAGACGGGUGAGCUGCUCGAGCUGGAUCAUCGCUACAAUUCCGGACUGCAGGCGGACUUCUCUCAGCUGAAUGCGACGCUGCCGCCGCCGCCGCCGUCCCAGCAGCAGCAGCAGCAGGAGCUGCAAGCACAGCCACAUCAGGAGCAGCACUUUUUGGUGCCCGUUCCGCAGAAGACACAGGCUCAGGUUGGUUGUCGGCCCGUGGCUUGUGGCAGACGCUCUUCGCCGGCGGCCAGCGAAUCGGAGCCGGAUUUCGAGGACAAGAAUCUGUCCUGGCUGCUAAAUUUCAAAUUCGAUGAGUUUCCGCAUCUGUCGCCGGAUGUUGGCGGCGCUGCCCGGCUGGGCAAUGGACACGGUGCCGGCCUGGAGGCGGCCACGCCCACAGCGACAGCACACAUGUCAAACGCAUCGCCCAGCAGCUCGGCCUCACCCGCAUCCGCAUCCGCCUCGGCGAGCACAUCCAACUCGAGCCAGUCGCUCAGCUGCCACACAACGCAGCUGGAGCCGCGCGGACGCAGCUCACCCAAGAGCUGCACAUCUCCGUCAAACACAACGACAAGCGCAGGCGCAACAGUAGCCACAAACACAACAACAAUAACCACACCGACCAGAACUGGCCGCAAGUUCGAGGAGCUGGUCAUGGAGGUCACCUCGGAAAUGGAUGGCAACGAUAUGAUUGUGGCCGAGCACGUCGUCAUUGAGGAUACAACGUCCAAGGCGCCAAAGAAACCACCGUUUACAUACACGGAACUCAUCGAAUACGCCCUCGAGGACAAGGGUGAGCUGACGGUGUCGGGCAUAUACCAAUGGAUAUCCGAUCGCUUUCCGUACUACAAAUCGAACGACGAUCGCUGGAAGAACUCGGUGCGGCACAAUCUGUCCAUCAAUCCGCACUUUCGCAAGGGCGUCAAGGCGCCCCAAGGCGCCGGCCACCUGUGGGCCAUAUCCAGCGGCGACUCCGCGGAGAAUGUGCUCGCCUGGGAGCAUAAAAAGCAACGCUUGGAUUUGUUCUUCAAAAUGGAAUCGAUCAAUCGCGAGCGCAUACAACAGCAUCAGCAGCAAAUGCAACAGCAGCAGCAGCAGCAGCAACAGCAGCAGCAGCAACAAUUGCAGCAGCAACAUUGCCAGUCGCCGCAGCAGCAGCCGCAGCAGCAAUCGAGCUGCAUCUACGAUGAGGCAGCUGCAGCUGCUGCGGCGCUGACGCAGGAGAUGCUGCAGCAUGCGCCUAGCGAGCCAUCGCCCACAUCACAGACGCACAACAAUCCGCAGCGCCUGUUGCCCUUCGGCGAUCUGCUGAGCGACGAGGAGCUGCGCAAGACGGCGGGCCAGAUACUGAACGGCAUCCAUCGGGAGGUGGAGGUGCAGUCGGUCAACUCCAUCAUCAGCACCUACCAGGACGUGCUGCUCGACAAUGACUAUCUCAAUCCCAUACACAAGGACGUCGUGGUCAACGAGAGCGGACUGCGCCAGCAGCAGCAACAGCAGCACCAACAGCAACAUUCGCUCAGCCACUCGCAGUACUACAUCACCGAGAUUGAUCCCAUGGAGCUGGGCAUACAGAUGUCGCACCAGGUGGAGCCGUCCGAGGAGGAGGUGCUCUUCAGCGAUGACUUUAAUCUCAACUACUUUGGCUACAAUCCCGGUAGCGAUAUUGUCGCUUGACCGCGCAAGCAGCAGCAACAGUUGCUGCCAGUUGCGGAACGAGUUCCGGAACCAGUUCAGCUGCAGGAAAGCAAUCAGAGUACUCAUAAGCCAAUUAUAAACCAAUACUAGUCACACUCUAACAACUUCGUCGUCGAACUAUCUAAACUAACCACCUACGAGCCCCAUCCCAAGUUGCAGGCCCCAGAUCCACACCCAGCCGCAGACCGAGUUCCAGUUCCAGUUCCAGUUCCAGACCUAGCCCCAUGUAUAGUCUAGUCUUCAAUGUACCAACCAGUUUUUUUUUGUCACUAAUCAUAUCUAGUUUAUCUUAUAGAACCUAAGAGUAGCCUCUACUUAGCAUUAAGCAUUCGUAUCAUAUCGAAAUACCGGGAGCAUUACGUGUCCAUAUUUUCGACUUCGGGCUCUGGCUAUAUUCCCUAGUUAAGAGUUU